AUGCGCUUCUUCAGCGCUCUCUUCCUUGCCACCUUGACCGCCACCGGCGUCGUCACUGCCAUGCCUGUCGCCCAGCCCCACGACCUGACCGCUCUCGCUGGAGAAGGACUCCAAGACGGUGCCCCAGUUGAGGCUCUCGACAUUGAGACCAACAUCGAGACCAGAGAGGCCAGGGGCCCCAACACCCCAGCUGAUGUCAAGAAGCACGACGACAACCACAAGAAGCAGGAUGUUGGAAACUGUGGACAGGGCUGCAAGGACUCGCUUGCCUCGUACCACUCGCAAGCCUCCAAGGAUUCUAAGAACUCCAAGGCUUCUAAGAAUUCAAAGAACGGAAAGAACGGUCCUCGCGCGGUCGAGAAUGUUGAGAAUGCUGAGGAGGCUGAAGUCGAGGAGGAAGUUGAGGCUUAG
Molecule: messenger RNA, 411 nt
Organism: Colletotrichum godetiae
Lineage: Eukaryota; Fungi; Ascomycota; Sordariomycetes; Glomerellales; Glomerellaceae
Exons: 1
Coding region: 1-411 (136 amino acids)
Source: RefSeq, a predicted model, not a curated record